Messenger RNA from Danio aesculapii, 438 nucleotides. It is a transcript of the gene ly6pge, whose product is annotated as lymphocyte antigen 6 family member pge. The transcript has 3 exons. The record is from RefSeq and is a predicted model, not a curated record. The coding region runs from base 1 to 369 and encodes 122 amino acids. Lineage: Eukaryota; Metazoa; Chordata; Actinopteri; Cypriniformes; Danionidae.
AUGAGAGCCGUCCAUUCCUUCCUCCUGUUAGGCCUGGGCAUCGUCCUCCUUGCAACUCAAAGUGAGGCGCUCCAGUGUUACACCUGCAUGGGCUCAACAGAUGAAGACUGUAAUCGACAGGGUUCCAAAACUUGCCCCAGUUACUCAGACGCAUGUGCUGUUGUUCGGGGACACGGCAGUGGCGUAAUGAAGUCGUGCUCAUAUAAAUCCUUCUGCAGUCAGGCAAACAGCCAAGGCUACAGGGCUCCGGGUGUCAAAGUUCACUGCUGCUACUCUGAUGACUGCAACGUGGCAGGACACGCCACCCGAAUGGGCACCGGCUUCAGCUUCAUUCUGAGCCUUCUGAUGCUCGCCUGGCAUCUGCUCUAAUGUGAACCUUAGACGGACUGAGCUGGCUAUUAAUGUCCAUGGCUGCUGUGGAACUUGAAGGAACAAUAU